CGGGCGUCUCUAGUGGAACAACAGAAAACCCUGCGGUGUAUUCCCGUGGCUACAUGGUUUGGGACACGAAAUCCGCCAGUCCCGAUGCAUCUAACUGUCGGGAGCCGCCAAGAUCACGGAAAAAGGCCGGUGCAUUCCCAGUCCCUUCUUGUUUUAUCUCGCGUUCUCGUCGAUACUCGUUUGUUACUCGCUCUACCCCCUCUGUCGGCGUUUCCAGGCCAGGUCUACGGACUUCAGUCUGUGUCGCACACUUCCAUGGAAACCUUUUCCCGUGAGUCUAUCGACGCUUCCUUCUGCGAGCGCCCUUCUGUGAAGUUCGUACUCGUGCCGCCUCGCGUGUCUGCUCGUUCUCCCUCAGUCGCGGCAGGAAGGUCACUCCUGGCCCAUUCGCGUUCCUUCGUCAGAAGAUUCACUGCCGUGAGGGUCCUUGCAUGUUCGACCCUUCGCGCGGAUGACACGCAUGGCUUCGCCUUCUGGACGCGAAUGUUCCAUGAAGUUGAACUUCCGCCGGAGAGUACCCCUUCUCUGCCACGGGGCUGCUUUGGAGUUUCCUCGCGACGCGGGAGCUCCUCUUCGUGAGCUGUCUUUUCCACGGCGGUUGCGCACUAGGAAACGAAAGCGCACUGUUCUGGUUGCUGCGUUCUCCAGCCCGUCAGCGAGUUCUUCAGAGUCGACUGCGAUUUUCUUGAGCGAGCGUCUUUUCCCCUCCUUUUCGCGUCCGGCGUCCACAUGCCGCAGCACUUCGUCAACGCUGACGAGUUCUGUCGCGGUUGACGUGGCUCGCGCCUUCAUGUGAGAGUCUUUGUGUCGAAUUCGAAGGAGUCUCCUCUCAAGCGCAGCCGGACACUGAGCGCGGCGACGAGAAAAAAACUCGAGUUUUUUUCGUCAUCCGUCUUCGCAAGGGGGCGACUCCUCGGUUGCCGCCAGCACGGGGGAGGUGGCUGCGUUGUAAGCAGACGCAGACAGCCUCUGGCUGCGUGUUUCUCCUUCGUGAGUCGUUUGUUUCCUUGCCUUCUCGUCGAGUUGUUCACGCUUCUUUGGUCGAGGACCUUCCGCGGGUGUCAAAUGCUCUCUCUUCUGUCUGAGUCUCCCUCCCUUUUUGGCGUGACUCGCGCGUGUCGAGGCCGCGGCCUCGCAGGGGGACCCAACGACGCGCCCGGCGCUGCUUUUCGCAGAAAAGCAAUAGCGAACGCGAGAUUUUCAUUGUUCUUGUGAACGCGCGCUCCAGCACUCCUGCUCGAAAAAGUCAAGGGAGGAUCUCGUCGAGGCGCGCCCGGGUUGUCGGCCAGUUCGAGCUCCUCAGAGACACGGCAAGUGACUCUCGAAAUCGCGCCCCUUCUGCCGCUCUCACCACCUCUCCUGCAAACGCUGUCCAGUCAAACACUGUCUAAAAGAAAAGGCAAAACACAGAGCGAGACCCCUUCCGAUUUGCUUUUUUACCACCGACUACAGCCGUCGUCUCUGGGUCUGCAUUUAUCCUGGGUCGCAGACCUGCUCCGAUAAAACCGCGCGAAUCCUGGAAGAAACAGCUGAGUGCGUUCUCUCGGAUUUCCCGUGGCUCUUUCUCGCUGCCGAAGGUUCCUCUUUGCAAGAUUUGACUUUUGUUUCGUUGGAGGAAACCCCAAUUCGACUUCCGCGCUCCCACUCUACAAGACACCGUACGGGAGGGUGUGGCGGUCAAUUUUUCAAACUUUCAGGGAGUCGUCCACUCAUGUCAAACAUUUGUUAACCAGUUUUUUCCCCUCCGUCUCUUAUUUUCCCCGAGCCCCUUUGAGUUCUUUUGGCAUCUUUCCACGCGUCGCUCUCCUCCGUCGUUCGUUUUCUGCUGCGCUGCCGCAGGUUUAUCCCGCCCUCGCGUGUCUGCCCUUUCGGCUGACUCACCUGCCUCUCUUUCCACGUUCUCCUCCCUCUCUUUCGUAUCUCUACUUUCUUUGCGUCUCCUCGUUGCUCUCCGCAGACCGCUUCUUCCCUUCCGAGAGAGACCAUCCCUUCUCGAUUUUCAGGCUCUGCUGGCCUCCCGCAACUCGUUGCUCCCCCAUCCCUUCUGCUCAGUCUGUUUCUUUCAGACCCUCACUUCCUUCUCCUUCUGCGUCUGCUUCUCCUCUUCGUCGCUUCCCCUUCUUCCUGUCUCCUUCUUCGUCUUCGCUUACUCUGCCUCCUCUCUUCUUCGUUUCGUUUCCUGUCUCCAACGUUUUUCUCUCUCUCUCACUCUCUGCGUUCGUCCACCUUCGCGGUUUCCCUCUCUGCUUAUCCAAUGCGUUCGGCCGCGGGGGUGCCCGCUGCGGGGCCUCAGGAAGGCUCGGGGAAGGCCGGCCAGGGAUGGCGCAUGAAUCCGGAGCACUCAGGCGAUGAGAAGAAGAUCACGGAAGCGCUUCAAGAGGUCUUGAGUCGAGCAGGCAAUAAACUGUGUGCAGACUGCGGCGCCAAACAUCCGCGAUGGGCGUCCGUCAACCUAGGCGUCUUCGUUUGCCUCGAGUGCAGCGGGGUCCACCGAAAGAUGGGCGUCCACAUCAGCAAGGUGAAGUCGGCGACUUUGGAUCGCUGGACUUGGCAGUGGAUCGAGACGGUCCGCAGCAUCGGGAACGACACUGCCAAUGCGUACUACGAGUACAGACUUCCCAAAGACUACAGGAAAGCUACACGAGGAGACGACAACAUGGCCGUGGAGAACUGGAUUCGAAUGAAGUACGAACGAAAGUCGUUUGCUCCCAAGGGAUUUCCAGAGCCAUGGCAGGCCGUCGAAUCAGGCGCCGACCCUCGCGUCCAGUGUUUUCCUUCUGAGGAAGGCAACGCGAGCGAGACGUCAGCCGAAGAGGCAAAGAAAGUCAAGAGCAAGAAGGAGAAGAAGAAGAAGAAAGAGAACCUCUCUGAAGCGGAUUGUUCAGGCAUGUCUCCCAGAGCGUCUUCGCCGGAGCAGAAGGAACCCCAGCCCUCGGCAGCGGACCAGCGCGCGACGGCGGCUUCUGCGGCGAGUCUUGUGGCGCUGACCGACAGCUUUGCUUCUCUGGGUGUCUCGGACUUGGCGAAUCUCUCUUCGGGAGCGUCGAAUGCGUUUUCUUCGCCUUUUCCUGCGUCCCCCUUUUCUUCGCUGGGCGCCUCCUCUGACUUCUCUGGGCAAGGCGCCUCGCCAGCCUCUGAACCUGCACAAGGAGGCGACGCGCAGCUCUGGGGGAACUCGGACGCCGACAGGAAAGUCCAAGCUGCCAAGGCAGCCAUCGCAGCCUUGUACAGCACCUCUGGAACCUCAGGGUUGCCGGCUUCCUUGGGCGCGGGCCUUGGCCCAUUUCCGGCUGGGACUGUGGGGUGUGGAGGCCCGAGUUCGGGGACGAGCCCCGAGUGGCCCGAAAACGCGCCCCCCACGAACCCUGCCGCGCCCUGGCCGGGAGCCUGGCCCGCUGCGUCGCAGGAGACGGUCGCGCAUCGAGGCGGGGGCCAAGCGCUGCAUGCAACCACUCUGAGUUCUUCCUUCUUUCCGCCUGCGGCCCCGGCUGCACCCAGUAGGAACGGGGUCUUCUUCAGCUCUGACGCAAGUGUCUCCCCGUCUCUGGGCUCCGCGCCUGUCCUCGGUGCGACCCGACUGGAGACCGAGCAGAGCCGAAACGGCGGCGUCGGGGCUGCCGACUCUCUGGCCGGCGGCAUGAAGCUCGGCGAAGUUUCACUGUGGAACGCGGAUGUAUCGAGCCCGCCCAAGAAGGAUGUCUUUUCGUCCUUGAACUCACUGGACGCAUUUGCGUUGGCGGGGAAAGUGCAAGCCAAACAAAAGGCGACGCCAACGGCAGGAGUUUCAACAUGCUGCUCAGGUGGAACGCAGCUGAAUGGAGCGAAGAGCGACGCGACGUUCGCAGGCGCAGGCUGGCUGGGGGUGGCGACUCCGUCUCCCCCGGCGCAGGCCCCCGGGAGUUCGGCAGAAGAGCUUUUGCUGAUUUAAUUCGAGCGAAGGAAGGAUGCGUGGAGAGGUGGAGAGGGUGCUGGAGAAGACAGGAGAGACGGGUUCGAAGAAAACGUGAGCGACAGGCGGGAUUUUUCACCGAUGCGUGGAAUGGCGUUUGUGGCUGCGGCUUGUUUUCCCGCGGUCGUUUCCCUUGUAUUCAUAGAUUGUCCGCCUGUCUGAGGAGAGGCACAAUGGGUAUAAUCUUUCUGUUCUUCUCGCAUCAGUUUCCCUUUUUCAGUGGUGUGCGUUCGCGUUUCCGCCAUUUCUUUCGUCUCUCGGCUUGCCGCGCAAGCUUCCCUUCUCAGUCGAGCCACGGUGCUGACACCAAAGAAGAAAGCUCAACUGAGAGUGUGUGGCCGCACUGUUCACUGGACGUCCUUUUUGAGGGCAGGGUCAGUAGCUGAGGCAGUUGGAAGAGAGUGAAGAAAACGGGACGUCUUUCGUUGUAGAUCUGCGCGUCUGUCCCGAAGGAACGCACUGUUUCGUAACUUCCGGACUGGAUCUGGUGACUCCCACCGUUGCACUGCGCAGUCUCUAGUGCCUCAAACGAGUAUCUCUCGUGUCAAGACGUGGAGAAGAAUCUGUUGGCGAGUCGAACCUCAACGUCAACCGAAAGCUCGCACCUCAUGUGUAAAGAACUUUAUUGUCCGUUGCUCGUCACUGGAGGUGUGUUCAGUUCCCACGUAAAAAAAACACGGCAGUUCCACGCGAGGAGACGCGAACUCGUGAAAGCGGCAUAUGCAGCG
Toxoplasma gondii ME49 is the source of this 4677-nucleotide messenger RNA. RefSeq names its product GTPase activating protein for Arf protein. Gene Ontology annotation, molecular function: GTPase activator activity. The coding region runs from base 2255 to 3928 and encodes 557 amino acids. The transcript has 9 exons. NCBI's taxonomy places the organism in Eukaryota, Apicomplexa, Conoidasida, Eucoccidiorida, Sarcocystidae. The record is from RefSeq and is a predicted model, not a curated record.